This is a messenger RNA of Procambarus clarkii (red swamp crayfish), 1849 nucleotides long. Lineage: Eukaryota; Metazoa; Arthropoda; Malacostraca; Decapoda; Cambaridae. The record is from RefSeq and is a predicted model, not a curated record.
AAGCAGCAGAAGCAGCAGUAGCAGCAGCAGCAGCAGCAGCAGCAGCAGCAGCAGCAGCGGCCAUGUCAGCAGCGAGGGCAGGGCGCCUGUGGGUGGCGGCGGUCUUCCUCACGCACCAAGUGUUCGCGCACCAGGUGACGGCUGACGCAGGAGCUGCAGUGAGGGACUACAUCAAGGCGGGAGAUUUCGCUGCGGCUAAAACCGCAUUGGAAUUGGACAGCUCACUUCUCAACUGGAGGGAUACGGAAGGACAGGGUCUGCUCCACGUCUCUGCCAUGUACGGGGCGUUGACCUUGGCUGAAUUCAUACUGGAAGCAACCGAUCCUGUUUACCCCAUAAAUCUGGCUACCAAAACCACCGGAGAGACGGCACUACAUUGGGCAGCCAAGUACCAGAACGCUGAGCUGGUGAACCUGCUGUGUAAUGCCCAGGACUCCAACACUGAGGCCUCAAGACUGACUGAUGGCUUCACUCCUCUGAUGGUUGCUGCCUCCAAGGACUUCCGGGACGGCGUGUCCUCCCUUAUAGUAUGUGGCGCUAAUAUGGAACACAAGACCUCGCCUGGAGGCAUGACGGCCCUGAUGGUCGCAGCUAAGACGAACCAUAUCAACGCUCUGGAGGAGUUACUGGACGCUGGAGCACAACCUGGAGUUCAGGACGCAACAGGCAAGACCCCACUGAUGUUCUGCAUUCAAAACAAAAAUGAAGAAGCCACACGACUCAUCUUACAGAAACAAAUUGACAUAAAUAAACACGACAAGGAUGGGUCUACAGCGUUGAUGCUGGCAGCACGCAGCGGGUCACCGGCCAUCCUGAAGCUCGUCCUCGCACGCCAUCCCAUACUCGACCUCGCCGAUCACCUUGGGUCAACGGCUCUAGUCUACGCAGCCAACAACGAUGGUCGACUUGCUCUCCUGGAGGCCGGAGCCAGCAUGGAGGUGCAGGACAAACAAGGUGAUACACCGCUGAUGCGUUAUACGAGGGAGUCUAAGAGGGAUGGGGUGUUGCUCCUGCUCCAGUUCUGCCCGGAUCUCACCCAUCACAACAUGGAAGAUAAGACAGCUUUAAAGAUAGCUGAGGAGAAGGAAUACAAGUUUCUGAUCCAAGCCAUCAAAGGUAAACUAAGGGCUGCCUGUGAGCACAACGACGCAUCCUACAGUCUCGGAUACACUAGGUUUGAGUCCUGCGUGGAAAUGAAGUGUAACCGCAAGUGCAAUUGGGAGAAGACUGGCAAGACAGACCCCCAGUGUGAUGCCCUGGCCCAUGGUGGAGCCCAUGGUGGAGAUCAUAGUGAUGUUGGAGACUAUGGCGUGGGAGUAAGCUGUGCUGUCGGUCACCGCCUUGAGUGUUGUAGGUGCUGCCAGUGUGUGGACACUUUUGGUGCCGGUGUGGCGGCCGAGAGGGUCUGGAGCAACGUCUCGGCUGCAAUUGAUCGCCAUUAGUACCUUGCGCCAUGAACGUGUCCUCUGUCUCCAACUUUAUGAUUUUGUUGAGGAAGUGAACAAGAAAGGUCGCACUGAUUUCCUGGAAGACAUUCACUUGUGAACACCAGCAGUUGGGGAUGAUGACAUGGUCGGGUCGUUAAGACGAAUAAGAGGACUUCACGCAGGAGAGCAACUCACAGUUACAGCACUGCUCUUGUGCCAGGUUAAGUCUACUACGGGGUCACCAUAGCCCGUGCUACUUGGAAUUUUUUGUUUCGAGUAGCUGAAUCUAAAACAACAAGAGAGCAACUGUAUUGGCCGUUGAGAUGUGCAUCCUGUUCAUAUUAUAUAGUUAGGUUAUAAAGCACUCAGGAGAGUGUGAAAGAUUUUAUGUAUUUGAAAUAUUUGAAUAAACUACGUAGAAU